ACACAGAAGCCAAAGAUCUUAAUUGAUAGUUUAAUAUCUCUCAUUUAAGUAUAUUUAACGUUUUAUUUACCGUUCACCCCGUUGCAUUAUGCAACACUUGCUUAUAGAAUGAAGGAAAUGUUACUUCUUAACAUGUGAUCGAGACUUAAACAUCUGUGAACUUCAUACAGUGGGAACGACCAUGACCGACCAGUCGGUGGAGGACUACUGCACUCCGUUGGCACAAGUGACUAAACCUGAAGCUGGUACCGAGAGCACGUCGACGGACGUCGAGUCAGAAGAGGAAGAUGAAAAACGCGAUAAAUACGAUCUGCAGGCAUGGGCCUCCAGCAUCUCUGCCAUCACCAGCUUGUCGGAGUUCGCUCUCAGCCACAUCUCGGACCACCCCAACAGUGACAGUUUCCAGACGCCGCCUACCUGUCCUUGUGACGAAGAAUGUGACCUGGACUCGUGCGGUUCCAGCUGCUCUUUCAUACCUACACGAGAAUUCGACUCCAACAGGACGAUAAUAACAGUGGAUGGCUUCUCGCCGAUGCACGUCUCUGAAGACACACUGGCAGAGAAAGAGCUUUCCGUGGCUCUGCAGACGGACCCUGUAACUGUGCGUAACAACUGCACGCAGACCCACCGCCGGCGACCUGGUGUUGCGCAGUCGGGCAUGUUCUCGGCGAAGAAGACCUCCUCCGACCGAAGCCCCCCUGGUCGUCGCUCAAGCCAUCACGCAGCACAGUUAUGAAUCCUUACUAUAAUCUCUGUCUGCUAUUAUAAUUAACAACUUGCUCAAUCCCAAUAAAUAUCUAUUUCAAUAAUA
This is a messenger RNA of Schistocerca gregaria, 811 nucleotides long. RefSeq lists its product as uncharacterized. The transcript has 4 exons. The record is from RefSeq and is a predicted model, not a curated record. The coding region runs from base 182 to 736 and encodes 184 amino acids. Lineage: Eukaryota; Metazoa; Arthropoda; Insecta; Orthoptera; Acrididae.